Messenger RNA from Leptidea sinapis, 1571 nucleotides. RefSeq lists its product as uncharacterized. The coding region runs from base 19 to 1404 and encodes 461 amino acids. The transcript has 20 exons. Lineage: Eukaryota; Metazoa; Arthropoda; Insecta; Lepidoptera; Pieridae. The record is from RefSeq and is a predicted model, not a curated record.
GUUUUCACGCCGCAGGAGAUGUUAUCCCUGGCAAAACUAUUAUUAUUAAAAGUGGAUAAUCCAGGGGAGGGCAAAGGUUUCGUAAGUUCAUCUCAUAGCCCCGAACAGCUCGCAGAUCAGCUCUUCGAAGCAUUCUUUACUACGUUUCAUCGAAUCGUGACAUUAAAAGAUUACGAUAUAACUGGUCUGGAUGCCCUACAAGCCCUAGCCCUUAGCGGACAAGAAGCCACAUUUGACGAAGAACAUGAGGGAGACAAGGAAUUGAGAAAAUCAAUGACGUUUCGAGAUCAAAUCAUUAAAGUGCCAAGUGGACCGAGGACUUCAAAGUAUAAUCUAAUUACAAAGAAGGUUAACAUUACUAAAGCAUCGCCUAAACGACGAGGUAUAGAGCUUGCAAAGAAGCUAAGUAAAAAGAGACGUUUGGUAAUACAGAAAAGAAGGAGUGGAAAAAAUAAAAAAUCUAUGAAAAGUAAACUAAGACGUGGCCAUGGGAAAAGACAUAGACAAUCUAGACACAAGAGUAACAGACAAGGUACGAAAAGAAGACGAUUAGCUAAGAAUAGAAAAGGAAAGAGGACAGAAGGAAGACAAGCAAAUAGAGCAUGUCAUUGGAGAUAUGAAUGCAGGAAUCCACUUGAUCUUGAAACUUGUCAAUUGUUUACCGAGUGCAAAAACAGUUCCAGGAAGCAAAAUAAUACACCCGCGCCGCAGGAUAAAGUCCAGAUUUCAAAACUAACGCAAGAUUUUCGCAAAGCGUUAGGAAUUUCCGAAGUGGACGAACAGGUUGAGAAAAUAUUGGGGACCCGAAUUGCUCAUCUUAAGCCACAAAAUAUGGAGAGUGGUGAAAGGAUUGAAUCCCUAGCAGAAUAUUUCAACAACGUCAUUUUAGCUCAGGAAAAAGGGUCAACAACAGCCAUGCCUCCAUCUUUUAAUGAUGUGGGCAAUCUAAAUAAGAACUCAGUGGAGGUAGUAGUUGAAACAGUCAGUGAAAUAAACGACGAAAUCAAGGAAAAUAAAGAUAAGGGAAGUGCUGAAGACGAAAACGAUGGAGCCAAAGAGUCGACAACAGCCAUGCCUCCAUCUUUUGAUGACGUGGGCAAUCUAAAUAAGAACUCAGUGGAGGUAGUAGUUGAAACAGUCAGUGAAAUAAACGAAGAAAUCAAGGAAAACAAAGAUAAGGAAAGUGCUGAAGACGAAAACGAUGACGACAAAGAUUCUUUACCUGUCGGAUUCUCCGCUGAGAACGAGGAGAUUUCUAAAGAGGUUCCAACUAGUAAUCAAGAAACAUUCGGAGAUAAAGAUAGAGAAAGUUCUCAAGAAGACUUAGAAGACCCAACUAGUAAAGAGGACCAUAUUGAAGACGAUGCUUCUGACAAAGAUCAACCAGUUAAAAGAAAACUGUAACCAUUCCUAAAACAACUAUUCAUAAUCAGUUAUAUAAAUGUGUUUCCAAUUAUUGUAUAUAUAAGAUGAAGUUUUGUGAAAUCAAUUUGGAAUUAAAUUCUCUGGAAUAUUAUUACAGAAAUUUGAAAAAAAUAAAGAUAGCUCGAGUCGAUCUAAGUUGUUUAUUA